AUGGGAGCUGCUGGUGCUGUAGAGUGCUGCAGGUUGCUGUCUGGCGUGGAGGUGUGCUGCAGGUGCUGCUGUCCAAGUGCAGGAGCUGUCUGGCGUGGAGGAAGGUGCUGCUGUCCAAGCUGUCAAGUGCUGCAGAGUGCUGUCCAAGUGCUGCAGAAUGCUGUCCAGAAGAUGCUGUUGGUGAGGUGGACAGGUGCAGCCCAUGCUGCUGUUCAGCAGCGUUUCUGCCCUUUACAGGUACUGCCAGCUGCUUUGGAGGAUGGUGCAGGACCGGAGAAUCAUCAUCGUCGAUUUCAAGCUUCUUGGUUUCAGACAUACUCAAGUUGGUUGGAGUAUUCGGAAUCAAAUGAUGCCAUCUUCUGUCGUCCAUGUUACAUUUUUGCUAAGAAAUCAACAGGCCGUCUAGGAUCAGAUGCAUUUACAGUGAAAGGUUUUAGGAAUUGGAAAAAGGUGAACGAUGGAAUGCAUUGUCCUUUAAUGGGACAUGUGGGGACAGAUCCAAAUUCACCACAUAAAAUUGCUGUGAAAUGUUGUGAAGAUCUGAAGAAUUAUUCACGGCAUAUUGGGAAGUUGAUUGAAAAGCAGUCAUCACAAGAAAUAGAGAAUAAUCGAUUGCAGCUCAAAACCUCAAUAGAUAGUGUUAGAUGGCUAGCAUUCCAAGCAUGUGCAUUUAGAGGUCAUGAUGAAAGCUCCGACUCAAAAAAUCAAGGUAACUUCAUUGAAUUGAUAAAGUUAUUAGCAACUUUUAAUGAUAAAGUUGAUGGAGUUGUGUUGACAAAUGCACCACGGAAUGCCAAAUAUACAUCACUCAAAAUUCAAAAAGAAAUUUUUCAUAUCUUUGCAACUAAAGUGAGAGAUGUGAUUCGCAAAGAAAUUGAGGAUGCUAAAUUUUGCAUUCUUAUUGAUGAAGCUCGGGAUGAGUCAAAAAGGGAGCAAAUGGCAAUCAUUUUGAGAUUUGUUGAUAAAGAUACAUCUAGAGAAGCAAAAUUUGUUCAUCAGUUCUUUGAGAAUUUGAAUUUUAUUAUCAACAUCGUUGUUGGUUCUUCAAAAUGCAAUGAUGAAUUGCAAUCUGCUCAAGUUGCUAAGAUUGAAAGUAUGAUUGCUUCUAAUGAAAUCGAGACUGGAAGGGGGGCAAAUCAAAUUGGUACUUUGCAACGACCUGGAGAUACUCGAUGGUCUUCUCAUUUUAAUUAUGUUUGUAGCAUGAUAAGAAUGUUUCGUGCAACUUGUUCAAUUCUUGACACUAUCUCAAAGGAAGGAACCAACUAUUCUCAACGCGGUGAUGCUGAAGCGGCUUAUAUGGUAUUAACAUCAUUUGAAUUUGUUUUGAUAUUGCAUUUGAUGAAAGAGAUUAUGGGAUAUAUGCAUUAUGUUCCUGAUAUGAAUGCUCGUUACAUUAGAGCUCGAGGUAGAUCAUGUCGCCAAAAUGAAGAAUCUUCCAUGACAAUGGAGCAUCAUUUUAGAAUUGAUGCGUUUAUUGCUGCAAUAGACUUCCAAUUACAAGAACUGGAUAAUAGAUUUAGUGAGCAUGCAGUGGAACUUCUUUGUCUUAGUGCCGCUUUAAGCCCUUUAGAUGCAUACAAAUCAUUUAAGAUUGAUGAUAUAUGUAGCUUAGUUGAGAAGUUCUAUCCUCAAGAUUUUACUGAGCAAGAGAAAAUCAUUUUGAGAUUUCAAUUGGAUCAUUAUAAGCUUGAUGUGCCAAAACAUUCAGAUUUUCAGAAUAUGUCCACUUUAUCUGAGUUGUGCAGAGGAUUAGCAAUUUCAGGAAAAUCGAAGAUUUAUAAUUUGAUUGACAGGUUGAUUCGUCUAGUGUUGACUCUCCCUGUUUCUACCGCUACUAUUGAACAAGCCUUUUCUGCCAUGAAACUUGUAAAAACUAGAUUACGUAGUAGAAUGGAAGACGAGUUUCUAGCAGAUAAUUUGAUAGUUUAUAUCGAGAAAGAAAUUGCUAAGGAUUUCACGACAGAGAUGAUAAUGAAUGAAUUUUAUUCCAUGAAAGACUGUCGACGUUGA
Molecule: messenger RNA, 2013 nt
Organism: Alnus glutinosa
Lineage: Eukaryota; Viridiplantae; Streptophyta; Magnoliopsida; Fagales; Betulaceae
Exons: 4
Coding region: 1-2013 (670 amino acids)
Molecular function (GO): protein dimerization activity
Source: RefSeq, a predicted model, not a curated record